Messenger RNA from Parnassius mnemosyne (clouded apollo), 609 nucleotides. The record is from the annotation of a GenBank genome assembly. Lineage: Eukaryota; Metazoa; Arthropoda; Insecta; Lepidoptera; Papilionidae.
AUGAGUGUUGAUUUAGAAGAAGCGAACGAAACUCAAAAACUUAUGCAAAAUGAAAGUCAAGAACAAAAAAACAUACCACAAAUGGCUGGGUCUCCGGUCACAAGUAUUAAAUUAUCUAGUGAAGCAGCAAGUCUCACUUCGAGAAAUCAUGGACCUGGGCAGUUGUUCACUAGCACUGGGAACAAUAGUGUGAAUGAAUCUGCCAAAUUGUCAUAUGUUAAUGAAAGAAGGUUACAUCGUGAUUUCGUUCGUUCGAAUUAUAAUACUAAACCAAAACAUAUUCCAAAAGAGACCCCAGAUGUUAAACAUAUGGAAAAAGCACUGCUUGAGUUGCUUGAUGAUUUCCAUACAGGAAAGUUAAGCGCAUUUGGUUCUGGUUGUAGUAUGGAACAAAUGAUUAAUAUAAGAGAUCAGCAAGAACACUUAGCAAGGUUACAUUUUCGUUUAUAUGGUGAUGCUGAGAAACCCACUGAAGAUAACUUUGAUAAUUCUGACUCUAAAGACAAAAUGGCCCAAUUAGUACAAAGUUUGGAACAACUGUCUGCAUCAAUAGAACAUUUACAUUCCGAUGGUAGUGUUAGCUCUAGUUGUAAUGAUAAUAAUAAAUAA